This is a messenger RNA of Corticium candelabrum, 2087 nucleotides long. RefSeq lists its product as uncharacterized. Gene Ontology annotation, molecular function: oxidoreductase activity, acting on CH-OH group of donors; flavin adenine dinucleotide binding. NCBI's taxonomy places the organism in Eukaryota, Metazoa, Porifera, Homoscleromorpha, Homosclerophorida, Plakinidae. Bases 180 to 1901 code for a protein of 573 amino acids. The record is from RefSeq and is a predicted model, not a curated record. The transcript is spliced from 7 exons.
UCUAUAGAAAGGUGAUGUGCUUGUGGUAGUUAUUGAAAAAGUGCUUGCUGCAUGGUCAGUGAGAGGACCAGGUCUACCAGUGUGAAAUAGCUAGAGUUGCAUGAUACGUGAUACCCAAUUAUUCUUAAAUUCACAGCUAUUUCUCGUUUCCAGAUCAAAUUUACACGCAACACGUCGUCAUGGAAGAAUCAAGAGCUACAAUCCGACAUGCACAAUCAGAAGCUGGACCAGACUACGAUGAUAUUGAUUUUCCACCAGAGUCUAUAACUACCGACGUAUUGGUGAUCGGAUCGGGUCCUGUUGGUUGCACGUUCGCUCGUCUUCUGGUAGAGGGUGGCCGCAAAGUGCUCAUGAUUGAUGCUGGCAUUCAGAUGUCAGCCGAUCCUGGACAACACCUUAAAAAUUCCUAUUACUUUCAGAGGGAUAUAAACUCAUUCUCCAGCAUGAUAAAAGGACACUUGCAAAAUUUCUCAGUGCCGACGAAGGAAACGAGUGCUGUAGCUAUCGACCCACUUGCUUUCCAAGUUGACGACAGCAUAUCUUCAGAAGACAGACACAAAGGAUUUGUACGGAACAACCUCAACCCAAAGCAAAACCCUUCGUUCAACUUGCCAGAAGAAGCUGGCGUGUACUGUGUUGGUGGUAUGGGGUGCUUCUGGUCAUGUGCCAUACCGCGGUAUCAUUCCGAUCUCGAGCAAUCUAGUUUACUGUCUGUAAACGAGUGGGACGUGCUUUACAAAAAGAGUGAACAACUGCUGCGUCUCAGCACCGACGUGUUCAAUGACAGUAUCCGCCACUAUGUGGUAAAGACAACAAUCUCUACUCUUCUGCCUGACCGUCAGGUUCAGGACAUGCCACUGGCUGUCCAGAAGAAUGCCCACAAUGAAGACCUGGUCAACUGGGUAGGCCCAAAUAUGAUUCUGGGAGACGAACUUCUUGGUCUGCUCAAAAAUCCCCAACAGGAAAACUUCAUGAUUAAGGAGCAACACUUGUGUACCCACUUGAUAGCGACUGAGCUUGGUGGGCACAUUGCCUAUGCACGAGUGUGUGAUCUUGUGAAAGGAAAGAAAGUGAUCAUACAUGCCACCGUGUUUAUCGUUUGUGCUGGUGCUGUGUCAACACCUCAACUCUUAUGGAACUCUGGAAUCCGUCCGUAUGCUCUUGGCAAGUAUAUCUGCGAGCAGCCCAAGCUGUUUUCUCAAGUUGUGCUACACGAAGAUUUUAUUAACAAGAUUAGUAAUUUCUCAUUUCCUGGAAUGACAAAGGAAAUGAAAGAUAUAGUUCGAUAUCAUCGAGAUUUGAUUCCAAGCGAUGCAGUUCCCAUUCCGACUUAUGACAAGCCACCUCAGGUUUACCUGCCCGUGACCAAAGAACAUCCUUUCCAAUGUCAAAUUCAUCGUGAUUCUUCCAGAUAUGGUGAACUUCCAGCCAGUGUCGACGAUCGUCUCAUCGUUGACUUACGCUGGUUCAGCUCGACUGAGCCAUCUGAGCACAACACUAUCACAUUCGAGGAAGACGUCAAAGAUUUAUAUGGAUUACCUCAGCCAACAUUUCUCUUUAAAAUGAGCGAGAAAGAUGCAGACCAAGCACACAAGAUGGUAUUGGAUAUGACAACAAUUGCUGUUGAGUUGGGUGGCUUUCUGCCUGGGUCCGAACCCCGAUUCAUGCCACUUGGGUCCAGCUUACACCUAACAGGAAGUGUUCGAAUGGGAGCUCACAAUGAUGACACUUCAGUUGUGAAUACGUACAGCAGAGUCUGGGGCUUUGACAAUGUCUUUCUUGGCGGCAACGGUGUUAUCCCAACCGGAGCUGCAUCGAGUCCUACUUUGACAUCCGUUGCCCUAGCUGUUCGAGCAGCUAGACACAUUCUCGGACAGCCGGACUUGCAUCUCGACUCCUGACUGACGGUUGUUGAAAUUGACAGUUGACUGAAGUUUUACGAGGUUUAGCGUGCGUUAAGGCAAUACAAUUCCAGCAAUUAGUGAUACUUUUUUAGCUUGUAGUCGCAUUUAUUGUUACAAUUUUGUAAUAUAACAUUCAGCAAUUAAGUAGUUGACGUGUUUAUCAAAUACAUUUUCUCUUUCGCA